AUGCCUAAGAAUGCCACGUCCAAGGUACACAGUCCAGCAGGAUAUCUGCCUGCCCAAAGCUUCCAUCUUACUAUCUCCACGUUCCUGACGACGAGAAUUUUGGGUGCAAGACGGGCGAUCGUCCUUCUUCUCCGCGAUUUCAUCCCGCUAGCUAAAUGCCUACUCGUUUUCGUCCGGGAUGAGAACGCCGCUGGGUUCUUGUGCUGCGACUGUAGUAGGCUGAACGGCUACGACGACGAACUGCUGCUGACCCAAGCGAGCCUCUUCAUCAACACCCAGGACUCCAAGAUCGGCCCGACGCUCACGCCGGCCCAGUGGCUCUGGUUCCGGAAGUUCGCCUACGUGACCUACUUCCACAAAGGGCCCAGCGUGCUCGGCUGCCACAAGCUGCUGCCACAAGCUGCUGCCCCGGUCCUUCCAGCGUCACACAACCGGCGAGCGCGCGAUGGGGGUGGCCAAGACGAAGCAGGCGAGCCCGACGGCGAGGACCAGGUUCAUUGUUGA
Messenger RNA from Drepanopeziza brunnea f. sp. 'multigermtubi' MB_m1, 504 nucleotides. Lineage: Eukaryota; Fungi; Ascomycota; Leotiomycetes; Helotiales; Drepanopezizaceae. The record is from RefSeq and is a predicted model, not a curated record.